AUGCCGCCCAUCGAGCUGCACGUCGACACGACCGCGACCACCGACGUCGCCAUCCACCCUUCGUCCUUCCCUCCCGACACGGUCGCAGGCGACCUCAUCGCGAUCCGCCCCGUCCUGCGCCCGGGCAGCAAGGGUAAGGCUAAGGACCGACCGCUCCUGUACAAGGUCGACAAGUCGCCCGACCUCGACGAGCUCGCCGCCGCUGCGGCCGGCGACGGUCCGGCGGGGCUCGCCGCGAGACGCAGGGGCAAGGCCCAGGUCACGGUCAGCCCGGUCGUCGCGCAGGGCUUCAGCUGGGUCAAGAACCGCAUCGAGGUCGAGCUGUCCCUCAUCCCGUCACCGCCUCCAGCGCGCCUGUGCGCCUCGCACGUCGAGCUCUACUUCAACAACCUGUACCUGUCGCGCCCGGACGGCUUUGCCCUGUCGCUCGCCCUCACCGACAAGGUGCUCCACGUCGGCCAGCGCGUCGCCCUCCCCGGCUCGGGCGCCCGCCUGCGCGUCGGCGACAUGUGGUCGGCCACGCCCGCCGACCCUUCCUCGUCGAGCAAGCGUGGCUCAUCGUCGUCGUCGUCGGCGCACGCCAAGAACAUGCGCCUCGAGGCGGCCUACAUCACCGACGACACCAAGUUCGUGUUCCGGUCCGAGUCGGCGCGCGCCUACAUCUUUGUCGAGGUGUCGCAAGAGCUGUGGCAGUUCGAGGAGGACGGCAGCUCGCUCCUCGAAAAGUGCGAGCUGUUCCUGCAUGAGCUGUGGUCGCACUACUCGGGCAAGAUGAGCACCGAGGCCGAGGACAAGCGCAGCAAGGGCAUCCCGACGAGCCACGUCGUGAGCAUUGUCCUCUUUGGUCGCGUCCUGUACGACGACGAGCACGACGCCGAGGAGGACCGGGCGCCGCUUCAACGCCUCGAGGACGGAACCCUGUACCGCGACUUCUACAAGGUCGUGGUCGACGUGACGCCGUCGCCGCCCAUCUCGAUCAUCCACCAAGUCGCGCUCGCGCUCCGCCGGUGGCAGUCGACCGUCCUCCUGCGCACCCGACCCGACGGCUCGGAGCGGCUCUCGGGCCGACUCGCCCACGCGCACGAGUCGCCCGUCCUCGAGGCGACCAACCUCGCGCUCAACUCGUUCGAGGAGCACUGGAUCGACCGCGACCUGCAGCGCACCGGCCAGGAGAUCGUCGUCUUGACGGCGGGCACGACGUUCUACCAGGUCGAGAAGAGCUUGUUGCGCCUCACGACCGAGCGCAUGCUCUUCCACGGCUGCGGCCUCGACCUCGUCAGCCUCAGCAAGAUGCCCCUGCACACGAUCCCGCUCUUCCAGUUUCGCUCGCCCGACCCGAGCGCGGCAGAGCUCGCCAUUGCCGUCAACGACUCGAGCGUCGCCCUCGCGGCCGUGCGCGCCGGCGAGUCGGUCGCGACGACGGGCACCCACCCGCUCGGCAUGUCGUUCUACUCGUCGUCGGCUCGGUCGCCCGUCGGGACGCACCACCGCUUCCCGGCGUCGGCGACGGCGUCGGGCGCGUUUCGCCCGUCGUCCCUGCGGCAGCAGCACGCGUUCCCGGCGUCGCCGCCGCUGCGAGACCCGCGCGCGCCGACCAUGGCCGACGCAAGGUCCGACUCGGCCGCCGCCGCCGCCGCCGCCGCAGCAGCAGCAGCAGCAGCCGCCUCGAGCCGCAUCGCGCCGAUUCAGGUCCCGGACGAUCAGCGCGACCCGCUCUACUUCGACCCGCCGCCGCCUCGGUCGUCAACCUCGACUGCCGCCCAGCACGCCCGAGGCCCGAGCGCCGCGGCCGCAUCGCCCUUUCCCGCCACCCCCUCGUCCAUCUCGUCCGCCGCCAUCCCCCUUCCCUCAGCACCAGCCUCGACAGCCGCACGGGCAGCAGGCGGCGGCGGCGGCGUCCUCGAGACGUCGCUGUACUACCACGAGCCCAUGUUCGUCUUCCCGCACUUUUUCGGGACCCAGAUCGACAAGCCGCACCGCGUCGACCGCUUCAUGCCGCGCGCACGGUGCUACGAGCUCAUGAGCCAGGGCGUCACCGAGCGCGUCCCGAUCGCGCUGCCGUUGCUCCGCCUCGAGCAGAACGGCGUCGGCAGCGCGGCGGCCGGAGCGGCAGUGGCGGCAGCGGCGGACGGCGAGUCGGCCGGGGGCACCGAGGCGGGCGAGGGCUACCUCGACGAGCUCGAGCGACGCCAGCUCCGCCGCGAGCGGUACGACGCGCUCGCGCUCGGCGCGCGCGACCCGGCCGAGCUUGCGGCGGCGGGCGCGGGCGCGAUCGGGCCGGGCGGGUGGGCCGACGAGCGCGAGAGCGGCGCGACGACGAGCGGGACGAGCGGCGGGAGCGGCGCGAGCGCGGGCGAGAGCGGGUGGGGGAGGAGCGUCGCCGAGAGCGAGGCGGAGGAGGACGAGCGGAGGAGGUUGGCGAGGCGGGCUCGGGACGAGGAGCGCCUCGCCGAGAUGAGCGAGGAGGACGAGGACGAGGCGCGCAGGGUCGGGCGGCGCAAGAGCUCGGCGGGCGCGGCGCUCGGCAUCGGCAUUGGCGCACCCGGCGCGUCGGCGGGCAGCGCCGCCGCAGGCCACUCGCGGCGCAGCUCGCUCGCCGGAUCCCGCCACCGCGCCGGGUCCAUCUCGACAACGUCGUCGUCGUCGGUGCGCCAUGCGUCCAUCGCCGAGGACUCGGACGACGACCGAGGGCGGCGGUCCGGGCGCGAGACGCCCAGGCGCAAGCUCGCCGCCGACGAGUCGGUCGGUCGGUCUAAGACGCCCGUCCCACGAGCACGAGCGCCCUCCAUCAGCGCCUCGAUCCGCACCCUCGCGUCGGGGCUCGGGCGCGGCGACGCGCCGUCUGCGCCGGGCUCGACGACCGGCGGCACGCCCGCCCUGCGCAAGGCGUCGACGCCGGCGCUCAUCGCGCGCCUGACGGGCGGCCCUGCACCCGCAGCCGUCUCGAACGGCGGCGGCGGGCCUCGCAACGCCCCGAGCGCCGCUCCCUCGCCGGCCAAGGGCGGCUGGCUCAGCUUCCUCGGCGGGCGCGGCUCGAGCGCGUCCAAGACGUCGUCGCCCGCCGCACAAGUCGCCGUCGCGCGCGUUGACGUCCAGGCCAACCUGCGGGACGAGGACGCCGUGACGACCGCCAAGCCCGACAGCGUCGAGGACGACGGCGGCAGCGUCGAGUCGCCCGUCCUCGCGCACUCGAGCGCGAGCCUGCGUCCCUCGUCGCGCUCGAGGAGUCGAGCCGACGCGAGGCGCAAGGGCUCGAGCAACAGCAAGACGCAGCCCAUCUCGAUCGGGUCGAAGUUCGGCCCGGCCGGCUCGUCCUCGGCAGCAGGUGUCGGCGGCGGCGGCGGCGGCGACAAGCGGCGUCACGGCGGCAAGGGUGGAGCAGGAGGCGGCGACGGUGGGAGCGGCGGCGGAAGCGUGCGCGAGGCGGGCCGCAUGUCGUCGUCGCUCAAGGCGUACGAGCCGGGCACGGCGAUGCGCAAGGCGUUCGGCAUCAGCGGCGGCAAGGUGUCGGUCGCGUCAAGGUUCAACCCGUCGAAGCCGGGCAAGCGCAGCGUCGGGCUCGCCGACCAGGCGCGGCGGUGGGCGGGCAUCCUCGUCGUCGAGGGGAGGAGUCUGCGGCUCGGCGUCAAGUGGAGGUCCAUCACGCGCGGCGCCAUCCUGCCCUUGACGACCGACUACCUCCCGUCGGCCGAGGUCCUCUCGAGCCAGUACUCGGACUUUCGCUACACGGUCCCGACCAGCGCCGUCACGGCGUCGUUCCUCCUGCGCACCGACCACCCGAAGCGGUCGCACAUCCUCACGCUCGUCACCGAGCUCAUCUGCCAGCGCCUCGCCCAAGGGUUCCAGAUCUGCACGCCGGCCAAUGCCUCGGGCGCGCUUGACGCCAUCAACGUCGCGACGACCAAGACGCUCCCCGACGUCCUGCGCGACAUCCAAGAGGGCGAGGUGACGGCCGUCUACCUCUCGCUGUCGAACCAGAUCCACCGCAUCUGGUACGACCGCCGCACGCAGACCGUGUGCGUCAAGAUCCUCCGGCGCCGUCGCACGUGGGCCAAGACCGACUACUCGUACAGCCCCUUGAUCUGGACUCGCGGGAGCGACAACUACGAGCCGACGCGCCUCUCGCUCCCGUACCCGGUCAUGAUGGACCCGCGACACGACUGGCAGCACGCCGACCGCCUCGUCGCCGGUGCCGAGAAGCCCGACGCGGCCCAGUCGGUGCGGUACCGCCGCACGAGGCUCGUGCUCCUCCCGAUGAGCCGCAUCCCGGACCGCGACUACAUCGUCGGCGCCAACAAGGCGCUCCAGGGCGUCAACGGCGGCGACGUGUCGGACGCGACGAUCCAGGCCCAGGGCUUCUACGUCCUCCUCGAGCUCAUCGAGAACGCGCGGUGGGCGCCUGCGGGCGUCGACAAGGAGCCUCUCUCGAUCGUGCAGACCAACCUCGACGCGCCGAGCUGGGCCGCCUCGAUCGCCAAGCAGCACGCGUCCGCCGACCCUGCGUCGUCGUCCUCGUCCGCCGCCGCCGCCCCGACCUCGCCGCCGACGAACGCGACCGCCAGCACGAGCGCGACGCAGCCCCGCACGUGGCUCUCGCGCAUGCAGAGUCGCGCCGGCGGUGUCGCCAAGGGCGACGAGGCGGCGUCGACGACGGCAACGGCGCCGGGCACGCCGGCGCUCGGCACCGCCGGCACCGAGCUCGAGCUGCCGCCGCCGGUCGCGACGGCUGGCGCGACGCCGAGCAAGGACGCCGUGCUCGCCGCGCUCAGUCGCAGUGAGGCGUCGUCGAGUGCGGCGGCGGCGGCGGCGGCCACGGCGUCGAGCUCGUCGUCGUUGCCCGACACGAGCCCGUCGCUCGGCAGCGUCAAGCUGAGCGAGGGCGGCGGCAGCAACGAUGUGCCGCCAGCCUCGACGACGACGGCGGCGGCGGUGUCCAAGGCGCCGGCGCCGCGCACGCGCGUGCAGAUGACGCACGCCGUCGUGCUCGACCUCGACCCGUCGCGGCGGUCAGACCGGUCCGAGCGCGUCCUGUGCCACCUCGACGCGUCGCACAACGUCGCGUCGGCGUUCCACGUCGAGCUCGCGUGGCUGACGGCCUCGGGCCGGAUCGUCGAGGGCGCGAUCCAGAGCUGGACGCGCCAGGUCGGGCGGUACGGGCUCGCGCUCGUCGAGGUGUCGAUGCGGAGCGUGCUCGAGCGGCACAACCCGUUCCAGAGGGCGAUGGAGGUGCGGCCGUGCGUGUGCCCGGACGAGCCGUGGACGAGCGACGAGGAGGACGAGGCUGAGGAGGCGCGCCGGGAGGGGCGCGAGCGCAGGGCGCCGCUCACCAAGCUUGACUACCUCUCGGCGCUCCUGCGCCACCUCGACUUUUUCCUCGACCUCGGCGCCGACUCGACCUUCCCCUCUCACCUCGACGCCGCCUACUCGUACCGCCGCGCACCGACGCCCUACUCUCAGUUCAUCCACCGCUCGGGCACCGUGCUCGCCGCCGUGCUCGGGCCCUCGUCCCCCUCCCCCUCCUCCUCCCGCUCCCGCUCCUCCUGCUCCUCCGACGACGCCUCGCACGACGAGGCCGACGACGGCAACACCGACGAGGGCCCCAACGCCGACGACGAGCCCCGCAUCGCGUACGCGCCCAACGCCGUGUUUAUCAACCACCGGCCGGACCUCGACGCGACGAGCCCGCCACCAGCAACAGGCGACUGCGAGGGGUACCGCUGGCACGCCCGCACCUCGCGCCACCUCCCAGGGCCCGGCGCACCCUCGUUCGACGACUUUGAGCGCGGCUUGCUCCAAAACCACUCGGACAACGAGCGACACUACAUCGAGUCGUGCUACCAAGCUCAACGCCUCGCCGUCGUCAAAGACGGUCAACUCGAGGACACCUCGCCCUUCCCAGCCUCGCGCCGCGCCUUUGUCUUUGCCCUCCUCACCCUCUCCCUCCCCCCUCGCCCGCACCCGCACCCUCACCCGCACCCGACCGACCCGCUCAACCCCGACGCGGCCCCCACCCCACAACCCGCACCGCGCCGCGCGUUCCUCGUCGUGUCGCUCCCGGCGACGCACGACGAUGCCCGCGAGGAGGACGAGCGCGAGCGGGCCGUCCGGGCGAGCAUGGCCGUCUCGUCCGACGCCGGCGGCGCCAUCCCGCGCUGCAUCACCGAGCGCGCCAUGCCCAACAAAAUCGCACAGGACGUGCCGAGCUUUGUCGAGUGGGUCACGAGGACCGGGACCGGGGGGAGUCGGGGCGAGGGUGAGGGCGAGGGCGAGGGCGGGGGGAGGGCGUGAGGGAGGGUAGGGGGGAGGAAGUGAGGGAGCGAGGGCAGGGGGGAGGAGGGCGGAAGAGGGGGCGCGAGCGCGGGACCUUGAGUGUUGCUCGUAACGAGUCUGCCAA
This is a messenger RNA of Rhodotorula graminis WP1, 6394 nucleotides long. RefSeq lists its product as uncharacterized. The transcript is spliced from 8 exons. Gene Ontology annotation, cellular component: GATOR1 complex. Gene Ontology annotation, molecular function: GTPase activator activity. The record is from RefSeq and is a predicted model, not a curated record. The coding region runs from base 1 to 6288 and encodes 2095 amino acids. Lineage: Eukaryota; Fungi; Basidiomycota; Microbotryomycetes; Sporidiobolales; Sporidiobolaceae. Gene Ontology annotation, biological process: negative regulation of TORC1 signaling; positive regulation of autophagy.